UUGUACACAGAUAUCAACGAGUGUGCUGGGAGAAAUGCAUGUGAUGAUAAUGCAGACUGUUUUGAUAGUGAUGGUAGUUACUGGUGUCAGUGUCUGCCAGGAUUCCAGGGAGAUGGAUACAACUGUACAGAUAUUGAUGAGUGUGAGAAUGUGACAUGUGGUGAGAAUGCUGAAUGCCUCAAUACUGAGGGGAGCUACAGCUGUGGGUGCAAGUCAGGAUUCACUGGAGAUGGAUACAACUGUACAAAUAUCAAUGAGUGUGCUGGGAACAGUACAUGUGAUGAUAGUGCAGACUGUGUUGAUAGUGACGGUAGUUACUGGUGUCAGUGUCUGCCAGGAUUCCAGGGAGAUGGAUACAACUGUACAGAUAUUGAUGAGUGUCAGAAUGUGACAUGUGGUCAGAAUGCUAAGUGCAGAAAUACAGUGGGGAACUAUAAGUGUCAGUGUGACUCUGGAUUCACCGGAGAUGGAUACAACUGUUCAAAUAUCAAUGAAUGUGUUGGGAGCAAUGAAUGUGAUGAUAAUGCAGCCUGCCAUGAUAGUGUUGGUAGUUACUUGUGUCAGUGUCUGCCAGGAUUCCAGGGAGAUGGCCACAGUUGUGCAGAUAUCAAUGAGUGUAAGAAUGUGACAUGUGGUGAGAAUGCUGAAUGUCUCAAUACUGAGGGGAGCUACAGCUGUGGGUGCAAGUCGGGAUUCACUGGAGAUGGAUACAACUGUACAAACAUCAAUGAGUGUCAUAAUGUGUCAUGUGGGGAGAAUGCUACAUGUACUGAUGAAGUGGGAAACUACAGCUGUGAAUGUGAUUCAGGAUUCACUGGAGAUGGAUACAAUUGUACAGAACCAACAGAUCCAGUAGAUCCAGUCACGAUAGUGGCAAUAGCUGUUUCUGCACUUGUCUUUACACUGAUUGUGAUACUACUCCCCAUUGUGCUGUGUCUAAGGAUACUUCGACCAAAAGAUAUUACGUUUGAUGAUCUGACAGUGAAGGAAAUAAACCCGUUCUACAGUCCCAAAUUGAGGGGACAGUCUAUCAUGUCGAUUCACAGCGAGUACGAAUAUCUGUGCACAUUGACACCCAGUCACUCGACUGAUGAACCAAUUGAACAGCUGCUGGAGAACGGAACCGUUAAGGAAAACGAGAAGGACCCUGUUGUUAGUUCUCAUCAUUUGAAUGAAGAUUUGAAAAUGGUGCUGCCACUUGAUAAAGACAAGUUACAUGACAGCUUCCGGGCGUCCAGCUGUGUGUCAGGCAACAAUGAUUCACUCCCUUGCCCCUACAUUGACGAGGAAUCAUUGGGUGGCCGUGGAACAGUGGAUAUUCCUCAGCGAUUCAAGAAUGAAGUUCAUAAUACUUCUGAAAACUCUACACUCGAUUCAUCUGGUUCACACAUGGUGCUUUCCUCAGGGUAUGUUAAAGACAGCUCUGAGCCCCGCCAAAACUUAGUUAUGGAGUCAGCGGCAAAGUGGGAGGAAAUGGAGGACGAAGGGGAGAGAGGGGAAAAGGGGGCAAGGGGAGAGGUUGAAGACCAAGACGGCAGCAAAAUCUCAGACCUCACUGGUGGCUACGUGUUCUCUGGCAUUGAAAUUGAACAAGAGAGUCUGUCAAACAGUGGUCAGGUCCACAUUUUUACCACAGGAGAUAUCAACGAGUGUGCUGGGAGAAAUGCAUGUGAUGAUAAUGCAGACUGUGUUGAUAGUGACGGUAGUUACUGGUGUCAGUGUCUGCCAGGAUUUCAGGGAGACGGAUACAACUGUACAGAUAUCAAUGAGUGUGAGAAUGAGACAUGUGGUGAGAAUGCCGAAUGUCUCAAUACUGAGGGGAGCUACAGCUGUGGGUGCAAGUCAGGAUUCACUGGAGAUGGAUACAACUGUACAGAUAUAGAUGAGUGUGAGAUUGGGGACUGCAUUUGCUCAGAGAACGCAGUCUGCAUCAACAUUUAUCGCGGCUACGAGUGCCACUGUGCACCAGGCUUUACUGGAGAUGGUCAGAACUGCACUGAUAUUGAUGAAUGCAGCAGUGAUGGUGAUAUCUGUGCUAACGAUACGCACACGGUGUGCAAAAACUUUGUGGGCCAAUACACAUGUGAAUGUCAAGAAGGCUACUACAGGGACAUCAAUGGCACAUGCAGAGAAGGUCCCAACACUGCCUUGAUAGUAACAACUGCUGUUUCUGCAUUAGUUCUGACACUGAUUGUGGUACUACUGCUCAUUCUGCUAUGUCUAAGGAUACUUCGACCAAAAACUGUCACAUAUGAUGAUCUCACAAUAAAGGAAAUAGACCCGUACUACAGCCCGAAAUAUCUGGGACUUUCGGUCGAGUCAAUUCACAGCGAGUAUGAGUGUCUGCACCAGCUGAAAUCUGCUCCCUCCAUUGAAAACAUUGAACAACUACUGGAGAAUGGAAACGACAUGGAGGAGGAGGCUCACCCUGUUAUUAACGAAAUAGGCACUUCCUCUGAUCCAUCAUCACAUACAAACGAUUCUGUUCGGGAAGAACCACAGGAUAAAAACAAAACAGGAACCACUUUUGAUCCAUCGCAAGAGAAGAUUGAAUCGAAAACAGAGAAAGUUUCCGAUUCUGUGAGGGAAGAACUACAGGAUAAAGACGAAACAGGCACCUCUUUUGAUUCAUCGCAAGAGAAGAUUGAUUUGAGAACGGAAGAAGUUUCUGCGCAAGAGCCAUUGGGCGAAGAAAGCUCGGGGAAGUGUGUGUCGGGCAAAAAAGAUUCAAUCUCUCCUCCCAAAGCUGACGAGCAAUCAUUGAGUAACCAGGACGGGACAGACAAAGUUCCUCAGGCUCACAAUGACGACCUUUCGAACGCUUUUGAGAGCUCUCUAUUGGGUGCAGUAGGUCCUUCCGAGAGAGAUAUUAAUGACUUGAACUCUAGAGAAAACUCUCCAUCCACUUCAGCCACAAGUAACCCCUCCUAUCCGUCUGGACAAGUAGUUGACGACGAGCUGCAACCCUCGGUAUCAUUCCACCCAUCGGACACAAAAGGUAGCAAAGAGGAGAAGAGGGAAGUGGAAAAGGCGGGCGAACAAGAAAACGUUGAAACUGACCCCAAGUGCAAUGGUAUCUCCUCUGGUGCUGAAAAUGGAGCAGAGAGUCUGUUAAAGUGUGAAGGAAAGAAGCAAUCACAUGGAUUUGUCAAUUUCUUCUCUCUACCACAUGCCCAAGAAGCUGCCGAGGCGUUGAACGGUAGUCUGAUUGGAGGGAAAGUAGUUAAGUGCAAAGCCAGCACUGAGCCUCGGUACAGACAGUACAAACGAGCGGAAGACCCUCCUGUGGCAAAACAAAUAGACAAAAUACUUACGAAAACUCCUUCCGAAGCAGAGUGCACCGUCAAAGUGUCAUGCAUUGCAAAGGCCACCACUGAGCGCACUCUUUUCAUUCUCUUCUGCCUUGAAGACGGCGAGGAUCCCGAGAGCGUUAGGAUUAUUCCCUGCCCGGAUAAUCCCUUCAACCAUGCCGUUGUGAAGUUCUUCUCACAGGCAGAUGCCGAGAGGGCAGCCAAGUGCCUAGACCACUUUCACGUUGACGGGUCUCAAAUUAAAGUAAAGCUGCACCCUAGCAAAGACUCUGCUCAACGACCAGGCACAGUCUCACUAACUGUGUUGCCCAGUCACACUGGUGUGCCUCAGCCCAACGAGUCUGGCAGUAGAUCAAAACGACGACCACCACGUCCUAGCUCAGCCUCCACACCUGCACCUCCUCCUAGCACAGAGUCGUCCACCGUGAAAGCGACAUUCACCGGCAGACUGACACCAAAAGACACUAGCACUUGUACAGCAGGGCCCAGUGAUAUUAGCUGUUCGUCACUGGUUGCCUCCAUCCUACACAACAAGUGCAAGUCAGAGCUGGAGAGGCUGCAGCAAGAGCACCAGGUCUCGGUCACACUCAUGCUCUCUCCUGCCUGCAUCAGAAUCUCUGGGGAAAGAGAGAAAGUCGCGACCGUGGAGGAACAGCUACGGGGUUUAAAGGAGAGAGUGGAGAAGGAGAUCAUCGGAAGGGACUUUAACCUCCCGUUUCAUUGUGUACCGCUGUUUGAGCAAGAUGCAGCCAUGCAGGAGCUGAGAAAGAUUGAGGCAAGUCACGGGGUCGAGUUCAAUGUACGGAGGGGAAUGCCUCGAUCCAGUGUCGUUAGCAUAGGAACAUUUUCCGAUGAUGUCAAGCAGUGCUUCAGUCGGGUAAAGAAUGGAGGUGGCGACAGCAUUCCCUCCUGCUCAGGGCUGGGAUCGUAUUUCUCGCAGUCAUCAGCCACAGGGUCUGGAGCAAGCGUCAGGAGUCCCCGAUGGUUCUUCAAAGACGACGGUGGCAUAUUUGUCGAAUACAUGGCAGAACAGUCGACUAAGCUCGAGGGAAUGUUCCAAGCAAAACUUUCCCGUCCCUUGCUCAUCAAUCGCAAUGUUUAUACCUUUGAUUUCACCACCAUGACUCAGCGUAAUGUGCACAGUGGGAGGUCGCGGCCAAUCGAGCGUCAAGUUCAAGCCCCCGACAUCAAGCGCAUGGUCAUUCUACGUGUCACUGGCCUUCCCAGCACUCUUGACUCCUCAAUUAGGGAGCUUCGAGAGUCCGUCAAAACCGCUACCAUCGAGAAAGAGUGUAAGCUGUACGACGACAGCAGUGACAGCUUGAAGAAGCGACUUUUGGCAAAUGUGAACAAGUACUUUGUGACUGCACAGCUCGCUGAAGGACGACUCACACUCAAAGGAAUACCAGGCUAUGUCGAGAGGGUGUACCUGGCAGCAGAGGAAGAAAAGAUCUCGGAACGCGAGGUGCAGAUACACGCAGCCAUGAGAGGAGGAGAAUCGGAAGUGCCGGCUCACUGGCGACCGCAGUCUGAGGAAGUGAUCCUAGACCUCGUAAAACAGUACUCUGAAGAGUGGCGAAGAGAGGAGGCAAAUAUUCGCAAGACUCUCCAGGGUGUAACAGUUGUGAGGCUGGAGCGCAUCCAAAACAAGUGGCUGUGGGAGAGGUACUCGUUUUCAAAGAGACGAAUGCUCAAAACGAACAGGGGUCACGUGAACGAGAUGCAUCUCUUCCACGGAACUCGCAAAACCGAACCCGAGAAAGUAUUCAGGUCAGAGAAAGGAGUAGAUUUCCGUUUCUCGAGGGAAGGACUGUGGGGCACUGGCUCGUACUUUGCUGCGAACGCCUCGUACUCGGACGCAUAUGCUUACAGUACACCGGGUGGCAUCAAUGAGAAACAGAUGUUCAUUUGCCAAGUUCUGACAGGGGACUGCUAUGAUGCUGGCACCAGAAAUGAUCAGUCACUUAGACAGCCUCCCCUCAAGUCUACUCAGGGCCACGAAGAGAAGAGAUACGACAGUGUCAAAGGCUUCACCAAUGGAUCGUACGUGUACGUAGUCUAUGACCACGAGAAGGUGUAUCCAGCAUACCUUGUGACCUACUCUACAGAUGGCCUGCCGUAUGUUCCAUCCUCCUAUUCAUAUCAGCAUCGACAGGCUCCACCAGCAGUCCCACCCAGACCCAGUUCAACCCCUAACAAGUCACCGAUAAAAGCCAAAAAAGACUCGUGCCUUAUAUCAUAA
Geodia barretti is the source of this 5553-nucleotide messenger RNA. The record is from the annotation of a GenBank genome assembly. Lineage: Eukaryota; Metazoa; Porifera; Demospongiae; Tetractinellida; Geodiidae.